Molecule: messenger RNA, 1760 nt
Organism: Pieris rapae (cabbage white)
Lineage: Eukaryota; Metazoa; Arthropoda; Insecta; Lepidoptera; Pieridae
Gene: stck
Product: LIM and senescent cell antigen-like-containing domain protein 1
Exons: 9
Coding region: 249-1271 (340 amino acids)
Biological process (GO): positive regulation of substrate adhesion-dependent cell spreading; cell-cell junction organization; cell-cell adhesion
Cellular component (GO): focal adhesion; cell-cell junction; cytoplasm
Source: RefSeq, a predicted model, not a curated record
GUAAAGUUUGAAGUUAGAUUCUAAUUAAGUUCUUAAUUUCUUAUUAUUUUUUGGAAAACUUAAUAAGCUUUUCAUUUUGUAUUGGUGUUAAAUUUAACUAUUUAUUUCCACAAUUGUUUUUAAUAUAUAAUAAUUAUCAUAAAUAAGUAAACUUGUAAUACGUUGCUCUAAAAUUUGGACUGGUUUUGUCAUAGAUUAAAGAACAUCAGCAAUUAGUUUUUUUGAUACCUUUCUUAUUUUUGAUCAAAAUGCCUGGAAUAGGAAAAAUGUCUCUUGAUAACAUGUUUUGCACAAGAUGUGGUGAUGGGUUUGAGACUAAUGAAAAAAUUGUCAAUUCCAAUGGUGAACUGUGGCAUACAAACUGUUUUGUGUGUGCCCAAUGUUUUCGAGUUUUUCCUGAUGGAGUAUAUUAUGAUUUUGAAGGCCGUAAGUACUGUGAACGAGACUUUCAAGUGUUAUUUGCACCAUGCUGUGGCAAAUGUCGUGAAUUUGUUAUUGGUCGGGUAAUAAAGGCUAUGAAUGCUAACUGGCAUCCUGCAUGUUUCCGCUGUGAGGAGUGCAACAUGGAACUGGCUGAUGCUGGUUUCAUCAAGAAUGCUGGCCGUGCUCUUUGCCAUGGUUGUAACACACGUAUUAAAGCGGAUGGAUUACAAAAUUAUAUGUGCCAUAAAUGCCAUGGUGUGAUAGAUGGUGAACCUCUGCGUUACCGUGGCGAAGUUUAUCAUGGUUAUCACUUCACUUGCGCCACUUGUGGAGUAGAACUGGAUCAUACGGCGCGCGAGGUCAAAAACCGGCCUGGGUACGCCGCUAAUGAUGUGAACAAUCUAUUCUGCCUACGUUGUCACGACAAAAUGGGUAUUCCGAUUUGUGGCGCAUGUCGUCGACCCAUAGAAGAAAGGAUUGUCACCGCUUUGGGCAAACAUUGGCAUGUUGAGCACUUCGUGUGCGCAAAAUGCGAGAAGCCCUUCCACGGACAUCGUCAUUACGAGAAGAAAGGCCUGGCCUAUUGCGAGCAGCAUUACCACCAGCUGUUUGGCAACCUCUGCUACGUCUGCAACCAGGUCAUCGCUGGAGACGUAUUCACUGCGCUAAACAAAGCAUGGUGCGUACACCAUUUCUCGUGUUCCGUAUGUGAUACGGCCUUGAGCACGCGCAGUAAGUUCUACGAAUAUGACGAGCGUCCCGCCUGUCGCCGAUGCUACGAACGAUUUCCCGCCGAAUUGAGGCGACGAUUGCGACGCGCACACCAUUACACACUGCGCAGGAACUAAGACACAGACAGAUCAUAAAUUUACCUGCCUUAAACAAAAACGAUGCAACAUGCAUGUCACGUGACCAAUUUCAUACAAUUUGCAGAUAGGCCUGUCGCAAAGUAUUUUUGUCUAAGGCCCAGUAAUACAAGACAAAUAUACCACUCUCAUUUGAUGUUUUUGAACUCGACUUAAAUAAAUUUUUUGACCUAUGCACUCUUACUUGAGAAAUUAAAAACUAACAUUUCCUCAUACAAAAUCACUGAUAGUUGAUUUCAACAAACCGUUAAUAAAAUUGGUUUUAAACAGUUACUUAACUUCAAACUUUCGACCUUGAAUCUUGUUAGAUAAUCGCUAACUUGACAAAUCGGUUACCUAAAUAGUUCCAAGGUUUUACAUAUUCUUUCUUAUUUAAUAAAAUUUUAUUAUCUUUGUAGUGUGUAGUGAAUUCUAAAUGUCUACCAUGCUUUAAAUUUAGUUCUAUUAUUUUCUUAAAAAUAUAAUACAAAA